This is a messenger RNA of Besnoitia besnoiti, 747 nucleotides long. RefSeq lists its product as uncharacterized. Gene Ontology annotation, cellular component: nucleus; cytosol. The transcript has 3 exons. The record is from RefSeq and is a predicted model, not a curated record. Gene Ontology annotation, biological process: endoplasmic reticulum unfolded protein response; protein deubiquitination. Lineage: Eukaryota; Apicomplexa; Conoidasida; Eucoccidiorida; Sarcocystidae. Gene Ontology annotation, molecular function: cysteine-type deubiquitinase activity. Bases 1 to 747 code for a protein of 248 amino acids.
AUGAGAGCUCUGACUGUGGUCUUUGCUUUGCUGUCUGUACGCAUUUGCGCGGCACUGGUGCUGCCAUCCGCGUCGCGCGGGGUGAAGCUGUUUCGCGAGCAGAGCCCUACUAACCAGGUACCCGGCGACGGAGCAUGCCUGUUCACGUCAUUGGCCGCCUGCUUGUGGUGGGCUUCUUUUGGGACGCAUCCAAAAUUUGAAGAUCGUGUGUUCUUGGACAUGAUCGAUUUCAUUCGACAGCUGGCCGUCGACACGCUGCAGGACGCGCGCAUCGUGGCACUGGCAUUGGAAGGUGACGAGGUAAUUUCCCGACAGAGUCUCGUCGAGCUUGCUGCAUCAGGCUACGGUGUCAGUCCUGAGGCGUACUGUGAGCGGAUGCGGCUGCCAACCACGUGGGGUGGCGGUCCCGAGAUUAUCGCUCUUAGCCACGCCCUGGGGCGCGUUAUCGUUGUGUAUGAGGUGGCUGACCAACUCUCCAUGACGAGAGACCCUCCUGAUUUAACACUUGCUCCUCGCGGGCAAACGAUCGGCUACGGCCAGACUCUUGGGACCUGCACUGGCUCCCCGGACACGGAAAGCUAUCAGGUCCUGAAGAUUGCUGCAUGCUUAGGGUUUCCUCACAAUAUUACGGAGGACCCUCUUCAUAUUUUAUUCGCGAGGUCUGCGGCAUGCACAAAUGGCAUACGACCAAGUGGUGGUCAGCCGGCGGAUCAUUUCCUGCCGCUGUUUCCGUGCCUGGCUCAGUAA